Molecule: messenger RNA, 2048 nt
Organism: Asparagus officinalis (garden asparagus)
Lineage: Eukaryota; Viridiplantae; Streptophyta; Magnoliopsida; Asparagales; Asparagaceae
Product: actin-related protein 3
Exons: 10
Coding region: 398-1681 (427 amino acids)
Biological process (GO): Arp2/3 complex-mediated actin nucleation
Cellular component (GO): Arp2/3 protein complex; actin cortical patch
Molecular function (GO): actin filament binding
Source: RefSeq, a predicted model, not a curated record
UCGAUUCCUGCAUGAUGUUGGCCCCCAAAACUAGCGACGAAGAAAAACAAAAGAGAACCAAGUAACAAGAACGUGUCUUAUCUAGAGAGAGAGAGAGAGAGAGAGAGAGAGAGCCAAAAUCGAAAGCGAAAGCAAAAGCAAAAAGCUAAAACACCGUCGUAAAAUUUUGGGAUCCACCAUUGAUCUCGUCUCGUCAUCAACCGUGCGCUCCAAGCUUCGUCGCCGCCAGUUGAUGUUGUUGAGGUUGAGCUGCCGCUUUCGCUUGGGAUCGACGCUGAGAUUCAGGGAGAGGCGAUCGGUUGAUCUCCUCGAAUCCAUCUCGAUAGCGGGUUUUGUACCAUGAGCGGAUGCCCUAGGGCUCUAUUGGAUCUCGAUUGCAGAUCCGCUGAACGCUCUAAUGGACGCCACUUCUCGCCCUGCCGUCGUCAUCGACAACGGAACCGGGUAUAGCAAAAUGGGAUUUGCUGGUAAUGUCGAGCCUUGCUUUAUCACCCCCACUGUAGUUGCCGUCAAUGACUCUUUUUUGAAUCAGUCGAGGAGUUCUAGCAAGGGAAAUUGGUCAGCACAAUACAGUGCAGGUGUAAUGGCUGAUCUAGAUUUCUUCAUUGGUGAUGAGGCUAUAUCACGGUCUCGUUCAAGCAGCACAUACAAUCUUAGUUACCCUAUUCAAAAUGGCCAGGUGGAGAAUUGGGAUACGAUGGAAAGAUUCUGGCAGCAGUGUAUAUACAAUUACCUUCGUUGUGACCCUGAAGACCAUUAUUUUCUUCUAACGGAGAGUCCACUUACUGCUCCUGAAAAUCGUGAAUACACUGGAGAGAUCAUGUUUGAGACAUUUAAUGUCCCUGGACUGUACAUAGCAGUCCAGCCUGUACUUGCACUUGCUGCUGGAUACACCACUUCUAAGUGUGAAAUGACAGGGGUUGUAGUUGAUGUUGGUGAGGGGGCUACGCAUAUUGUUCCAGUUGCAGAAGGUUAUGUGAUAGGGAGUAGUAUCAAGUCUAUUCCCAUUUCAGGCAAGGAUGUUACUCAAUUUGUUCAGCAGCUUUUGAAGGAAAGAGGAGAGCAUAUACCUCCAGAAGACUCUUUUGAAGUGGCUCGAAAGGUGAAGGAAAUGUAUUGCUACACCUGUUCAGACAUUGUUAAGGAGUACAAUAAGCAUGACAAAGAACCAUCCAAGUACAUCAAGCAAUUCAGUGGGACUAAACCAAAAACAGGAGCACCAUACUCUUGUGAUAUUGGAUAUGAGCGUUUCCUCGGCCCCGAGAUUUUCUUCCAUCCUGAAAUUUACAGUAGCGAUUUUACCACUCCUUUGCCUACUGUUAUUGACAAGUGCAUUCAGUCAGCGCCUAUCGACACAAGGAGAGCCCUGUACAAGAAUGUAGUGCUAUCUGGAGGUUCAACCAUGUUCAAGGACUUCCACAGAAGAUUACAAAGGGAUCUAAAGAAGAUAGUGGAUACUAGAAUAGUUGCAGCGGAAGCCUGGCAUGGAGGAGAAGUAAAAUCUCAACCCAUUGAAGUCAAUGUAGUAAGCCAUCCUAUCCAGAGAUUUGCUGUAUGGUUUGGAGGCUCUGUACUUGCAUCCACACCAGAAUUCUAUGGGGCAUGUCACACAAAAGCAGAAUAUGAAGAAUAUGGAGCAAGCAUAUGCAGAACAAACCCCAUCUUCAAAGGGAUGUUCUAAAGGGAGAAAAAUCACCUAGUUUUCUUUCUCGGUUCAUCUGACGUGCUAUGGCUACAGAUAGAAACCAAGAUCCCCCGGUUCACCCUGGGACUUGAUGGGUGUUUUUUAGGUGGAUGAUCAGCAUUCCAUUGAUUUGUAUAAUACAUGUAUCAAUUUGUAAGCAUUGGACACGUAGUGCAGUCUGUUUAUUCUUAUAUUCUUUACUGUGAGGUUCUUUUAGGAUGCUACACGAGAAGCUUACUAAUACAACCAGGCAGCUACCUGCCUUGAGGUAUAUUCAGUUUAGCUCAGAGAUAUUUGUUCAGCUCGGAUAUUUCGAUAGACAUAAACUUUCUUUUCAAUGAUUUGACUAAAUUUUUGGAUCCAA